AUGCAUGCAACGGAAUACACAGAUAUGUCAAUUAACGUGUCGCGGGUCCUUUUGAAACUCACGGGUAACUGGGUGACCAUGAAUGACACUGAGAAGCGUCACAGGGUAUUAGCUAUGUCGUACACCAUCGUCGCGUUAGUUUAUGGUGUAUACGUGAAUGUUGUGGAUGUUUAUCACAGCUUAGAUGACCUGGAUCAUUGUAUCUUUCUCAUUUGUAACACGUUAAACAUUAUACUGGCAAUGUACAAGAUGCUCGUGGUAAAUGUUUACAGAAUGGAAUAUGUGAAUUUAAUUUUGGAUGCACGACAGCAUUUCUGGCAUUUGAAUUAUAAUGCAGACGAAAGUGAACUCUUUAUUGAGUGUCAAAAGGUUUGCAAACUGUGGACGAUACUUAUAUGUUCUCUCACGCAAGCAUCCUUGUGUUUCUAUAUAAUAAGACCAAUCAGUGUGAACAUCGGAAGCAACAAGUCUGAAAAGGUACUUCCUUUCAAAAUGUGGGUCGAUCUGCCUCUAACCGUGUCUCCGUAUUACGAAAUAAUGUUCGCCGUCCAGCUCUUGGCUGUGCAACAAAUCGGUAUCAGUUACAUAUGCAACGAGAACUUCUUCUGCUUGCUGAACCUACACAUGGUCUACCAGUUUCGCAUGCUACAGUACAAACUGAGGAAAUUCUGGUUGAAAAUCAACGAGCAGACGGAUAUUAUCGCUUACACGAGCAGGUGUCAUACAGAGUUGAAGAAGUGCAUCGAACAACAUCAGUCGUUGAUCAGGUUCUCUGACAGGAUCGAGACCAUCUACACGCUACCGAUCCUCGGCCAUGUUGUAGUCUUCAGCAUGCUUAUGUGCUUCGACAGCUACGAAAUAAUUUUGGCAGACGUAUCCACUUCGACGCGACUCAUUUUCAUUUUUCACAUGGUCGGUAGCUUCAUGCACUUAAUUUUCUUCACGUACAUUUGCAACGGGUUGAUAGAGGAAAGUACGAAUAUUAGCAUAGCGACGUAUUCCGGCUGGUGGACAAUUUUGCCAAUGACUGAAGCCGGCAGGAUGCUACGAAAGGAUGUGAGGACUAUAAUUAUGAAGUCGAUGAGGCCGUGUUACAUGUCUGCUGGAGGAUUCUUUCCUGUGUCCUUGCAAACCUCUACUGCUCUCAUAAGUUCCACAAUGUCAUAUUUCACUCUCAUGAGGCAAUCGUCCAUGAAGGUAACGGACGAAUAA
Eufriesea mexicana is the source of this 1212-nucleotide messenger RNA. RefSeq names its product odorant receptor 30a-like. Gene Ontology annotation, cellular component: plasma membrane. Gene Ontology annotation, biological process: detection of chemical stimulus involved in sensory perception of smell; sensory perception of smell. Gene Ontology annotation, molecular function: odorant binding; olfactory receptor activity. The record is from RefSeq and is a predicted model, not a curated record. Lineage: Eukaryota; Metazoa; Arthropoda; Insecta; Hymenoptera; Apidae. The transcript is spliced from 6 exons. Bases 1 to 1212 code for a protein of 403 amino acids.